Messenger RNA from Scomber japonicus (chub mackerel), 3078 nucleotides. RefSeq names its product BCL11 transcription factor B a (gene bcl11ba). The transcript has 4 exons. Gene Ontology annotation, molecular function: DNA-binding transcription factor activity; RNA polymerase II cis-regulatory region sequence-specific DNA binding. Lineage: Eukaryota; Metazoa; Chordata; Actinopteri; Scombriformes; Scombridae. Gene Ontology annotation, biological process: positive regulation of transcription by RNA polymerase II. Gene Ontology annotation, cellular component: nucleus. The coding region runs from base 197 to 2797 and encodes 866 amino acids. The record is from RefSeq and is a predicted model, not a curated record.
CCCGCUGGAGGGAGAUCCGUCGCGCAGGGGUCACUUCGAGGGCCACAUUUGGGGCCAGCGCACGGCGGUCACUUUGUGGUGGCCAGCGAGCGGCCACUUUUGGGGUCAGUUUGCGGCCGGUAUACAGGAGCAGAAGGAGGAGAGCCGACCCUUCCAGCGCCGCUCUCCGGGCGAUGCCAGUGUAAAUGCCAGGGCGAUGUCCCGACGCAAGCAGGGGAACCCACAGCACCUGUCCCAGAGAGAAAUAACACCAGAGGUUGAGCAUCCAGAUGGCGGCCUGCUCUCUGACUCCCUACCCCCCCAUCCGCUCAGCUUACCCCCCCACCCGCUCAUCCUACCUCCCCACCCUCUGGACCCGAGCCUGGCCCACGCCCUUCCGCCCGGUCUCCACGCCGACCACGACCUGCUGACAUGCGGCCAGUGCCAGAUGACCUUCCCGCUGGGCGACAUCCUCCUCUUCAUCGAGCACAAGAAGAAACAGUGCCAGACGCCGCUGCUGGCCAAUGGCUGCUACGAUAAGAUCAACGACAGGGGAGGAGGAGGAGGAGGAAGUCCGACUCUGCAGAGCCUUCAUCACCACGCCCAGCGGUUGGAGCUGAGGAAGGUGUUGGAGCCGGUGGAGAUCGGCAUCCAGGUGACACCGGAGGAGGAGGAGGAGGUGGAGGGAGUGAGGGGAGGAGGCGAAAGGGGAGCGAGGACGCCCAUCAAAGGAAUUUGCCCCAAGCAGGAGAACACACCGGCAGGAGCUGCUAGGUUCUUUCCUGUUACCGCCUGCAGCUACUUGCGCCAAGGUGGCAGAGAUGAGCCUUCCAGCUAUAUAUGUACCACAUGUAAGCAGCCCUUCCCCAGCGCCUGGUUCCUGCUGCAGCAUGCCCAGAACACCCACGGCAUUCGCAUCUACCUGGAGUCCAACCCCUCCAGCACAGCCCUCACCCCACGCAUCACUAUGCCUCCACCCAUGGGUAACGACUCCAUCCCGCAGUCCCCCCUCACCAACUUUCUCGGGGACAACAACCCCUUCCACCUCCUGAGGAUGACGGGUCCCCUGCUUCGGGAGCCUCCUCCGAGCUUUGUGGAGAGCCGCCUCCCUAACACGCCUCCAUUUGUCAGCCCGCCUCCCCGCCACCACCUGGAUCCCCAUCGGCUGGAACGCCUUAGCGCAGAGGAAAUGGGCCUCAUCUCCCAGCACCCCAGUGCCUUUGAGCGGGUGAUGCGCCUAACGCCUAUGGCCAUGGAGUCCCAGUCCAUGGACUUCUCCAGGCGGUUACGUGAGUUGGCAGGGAACAACAACAGCACCACACCACCGCUGUCACCCAGCAGGGCCAACCCUAUGCACCGACUACUAAACCCUAACCCAUUCCAGCCUGGGCCUAAAUCGCCCUUUCUGAGCACCCCUCCCCUACCUCCGAUGCCCCCGAACAGCACCACCCCUCCCCAGACACAAAACAAGGUGAAGUCCUGUGAGUUCUGUGGGAAGACCUUCAAGUUCCAGAGCAACUUGGUGGUGCAUCGACGCAGCCAUACUGGAGAAAAACCAUACAAGUGCCAGCUGUGUGACCAUGCCUGCUCCCAGGCUAGCAAGCUGAAGCGCCAUAUGAAAACUCACAUGCACAAGGCUGGGUCGCUGACGGGGCGGUCGGAUGAUGGAUUGUCCACCACGAGCUCACCGGAGCCGGGUACUAGUGACGUCACAGGGGAGGGGAUGAAAAAUCGCGAUGGAGACUUCCAGGGGGAAGGUAAUGAGGAGGAGGAAGAGGAGGAAGAAGAGGAAGAACUCGAGAAUGAGAGUCGACCAGAAUCCAACUUCAGCAUUGAGUCUGAGUUCUACCGAAACAGGGAGAAUGGUUCUAAACCGCCCUCAGAGGAGAAGUCAUCACUCGCCCUUGAGAAGAUGGUGGAAGGUGGAGGGAUCAACUCUAUACAGCAGUACAAUAAUUUAAUAGUUGACAAUCGUAAAAGGAUGCCCUUCUCCAAGAGGGGCAUGGAUGUCCAGCGGGACACUGGGGAUGAGGACUCAGUGGUUGGGGAGAUGGAACACCACCACCAGCAGGAAGAGAGGACAACCAUUAAUGGCCGGAACUGUGGCUCCAGUGACUCUUUCUCAGGCCUGUUCCCCCGUAAGCCCACCCCCAUCACCAGCCCCAGCUUGUCCAACUCCUCAAAUAAAAGGAUCAAGAUUGAGAAGGACUUGGACAUUCCCCCAGCACCCCACAUUCCUUCUGAGAACGUCUACUCCCAGUGGUUGGUGGGCUAUGCUGCCUCACGCCACUUCAUCAAAGACCCUUUCCUAGGCUUCACUGACUCCAGACAAUCGCCCUUCGCCACCUCCUCUGAGCACUCAUCCGAGAAUGGCAGCCUGCGGUUCUCAACGCCUCCAGGGGAUCUGCUGGAUGGUGGCCUAUCAGGCCGCAGUGGCACUGCCAGCGGGGGCAGCACACCUCAUCUGGGCGGAGGAGGCGGCCCAGGCCGACCGAGCUCGAAGGACAGCAGGAGGUGUGACACCUGCGAGUACUGUGGCAAGGUGUUCAAGAACUGUAGCAACCUGACGGUGCAUCGGCGUAGUCACACUGGCGAGAGGCCCUACAAGUGUGAGCUGUGCAACUAUGCCUGCGCCCAGAGCUCCAAGCUCACGCGCCACAUGAAGACACAUGGCCAGCUUGGUAAGGAGGUCUACCGCUGUGACAUUUGCCAAAUGCCCUUCAGCGUGUACAGCACUCUGGAGAAACAUAUGAAAAAGUGGCAUGGAGAACAUUUGAUGACCAAUGAGGUCAAAAUUGAACAAGCAGAGAGAACCUAAACCAGGUUUCCCAUUUCCAUACUCUGCGCCACACUUGACUUAAAAAAUAAACAAAAUGGGGUAGCUGGAUACUCUUUUUCUGAAAUCUUAAUUUUGGGUUAAUUUUGUGUUUUUGCCUAAGAAACUGCCAACUGAGAAAAAAGUGAAAAACAGAUCUUAACACCAAUUGAAGCUGUCUAAACUGCCUCAUUUGGCGUUCCUUUUUAAACAAUCAGUCAGUUGAGUUAUGACAUAUGUGGAGCCUUUAACUGUGCAAUAAUUUCUGUAUUUAUUGGAUUUUG